AAUUAAAGAAUAUAAGUCUAAAAGAAUUGAAUGCACGCCGAAAUGGCCUCGCCGAGAUGUCCGGGUCCGCCACAGUGUAAAUCAUCAACACAAACCCGAACACGUGCGAGCCGUUCGCAUAGUGUGUACGCGCGCGCCACGCGAUAUAAUUAGUAUGUUUCUCGUCCCGAUGUAGCGCCGUCGCGUAAUAACAACACGUGUACUACAGCCGAUAACAGUAACGUGUAGCACAGACGACUCGGUACGAUUUUUAACGAGCAGCUGCUGCUGCGGAAACAAGGCGAAGAAGAAGGAAGACCGAUUUUUCGCGUACUUUCGCUACAAGCGGUGUGCUCGCGGGGAGCUAGUGGGAGGGGUGUGAGAGGCGAAUCUCCGGGUCGCGUGCCCGUCUCCGCGGUGUUGGCGCGCGCAAACGUCAGUCCGCCCGCGACAGCCCGUCCGCACUAUGUUCGUCCCCGCGCUUUGCACCAACGCGCGCAUUGGUACCGUCACCACCGCCGUCGGUGCGCCGUAGUGACAUUAUGACUGUACGCGGGAUAGCCGACGUCGACGUCACGAUCAUGGCACCACCGCUCCAGAAGGCCUCGACGUCGGCCGCGGAAGACGUGGUGGCCGUGGUUUCCGGGCGCACGGCCACCGGUACCCGGAGAAGUGUCCGCUCGCCGCCGGAAACCGUGGGACGCGAGAACUGGAGGUUGGCGCAGCACCAGGCUAAUGUCAAUAACAAUAACUCCGCUUCGGAGGGCGCCGCAGUGCAUAGUAUAUGUGAACUAACAGAACAAGAUAGUCUAGAUGAUAAUUUUUCACCUAUAAAUCGUAAAUUAGUGCAAAGAUCAUCUAAAAUGUGUAGAGGUUUAGAAGAACCAAAACUCAAAAGCAGUCGAACCCUAAUAAACCUCUUAACAAGUAAAGGGUCUGACAUGCUUCUACACACUGAAUCUUUUCACCAUUUUUGGGUGUCACUCAGUUCAUUAUACGGUAUAAUGCUGGUUAUCCUUAUGUUUGCCAUUUGUUUAAUAGAAGUAAUGGACAAUCCUGUACAAUUAUUAUCAAUUCAAGGAAUUUACCUCAUGUACUUGUACUUGGGAAGUAUAGCCGUGAUUAUAUGCAUUUACAUAUGGGUGUUAAUCGAUUCGUGUGUUAGCUUAACGUCAGACGAAUCUGAAAUCGUUACAUCUGGCUCAUCAUCACCAGGCGUCUUUACAUUAAAUCGCUUUAAUUCUUUGAAGCAAUUCAGCUCUUUAAAGCGAGCACAUAUAUCACGUUCGAAAACUUCAGAUACCAGUUUCUAUUUGAGAGUCGGAGCUUUGGUGUUUGGCUUAGGAACGCUCGUAUUCAAUGGCUUAGAAAUGGCCAUGUACUCAAUGAUGGAUAUAAGCUGUCUAAACGAUGUCAUAUUCGUGCAUCCUGUUCUACACGGACUAUUUACAUUUUUACAAAUGCAUUUUCUUUUCAUAAACUCACAGGUAUUGGUAGAAAAGUUUGGCCUUGCGGCCAGAUUCGGAUUCAUGCAUUUAGCUGCUACAAACAUUGCUUUAUGGGUGCGAUUAGUAAUCUGGGAAAGUGGUAUUGAAUGGAUUUACUUCAUCCAUUUAGCACAAACAUCGAACAUUAUAGGUAUGCCGACAACGACUUAUGAAUCUGACAUUCCUACACCCUUACAGCUGCGAGGAUUUCCCAGGUUUAUCACAACAAGACACACACGAGAUAUUAAUGCAGAUUAUAACGGGACAUUGAAAAAUACAGUCUACCAGCCGGUGUCCGAAAAUCAUGUGGCACAAGUAGUAACACUCCAUCAAUGUCUAAACACCAAUUCGCUGGGUCAAUUGUUGACUUCAUCCAUGCCAUAUCUUUACCCGUUCAUCGUUCAGUUUAGUUUGAUAGCUGCCGGAGUGACGUACGUGAUGGGACAGAACGUGGGCGUUUUUCAAACAAAACAGUCGAAACGAGAGCCGAAGCCGUUGACGAUGUCCAAGGACCAGAAGGACGCUCAACUGAGUCGGCUGUACGUGUCUCAGGGCACGAGCUUCUCGGGCGCCAACAAGGGCUUGUUCCUCGGCUUGUUGACAUUGGUCAUGGUGAUCGUGGUGGUUAUCAUAUUUCUGGUGGUCAAAGAUGACACGGACUUCGCGUCGGACACGCUGUUCUGGAUGACGUCCACCACGCUGGCCGCAAUUUUGUCAACUGGCACGCUCUUGGGCUGCGUAGGCCUAUAUCAGGUGCGCAAGCUCUGCCACAACGGCAACCGGCUGGCCACAUUGGACUCCAUGUUGGCCACGGUGUCCAGCGCCGGCAUCAUCCUGUACGCGACGUUCAGCAUAAUGGUGGGCGCUGUCGGCGCAGCGACCUCAACGCCUGGCAGCUCAGAACAAAAAGUGGACACCAUGUUGACCGCCGUCAACGUGCUGCAACUCGUGCAAGUAGCCGUCCAGAGCUCACUGACAGCAGAAACGUACAGGAGGAGCUCUUGGUCCAGGCAUCAAUUAUUCACCAAACCAGGGCGUCAGAUUAUCACCUAUUUGUUGUGUAGCAAUAUUGCUUUGUGGAUGUUUGAUUCGUUCAUUACGCAGAGCUGGAUAAGUCAAGAACGGCAAUUACGUUUUAUGGGGUUACUGUCCUGGGGACUCUUGUCCAGGAUAUCAUUGCCACUAGUAGUUUUUUAUAGGUUCCAUUCGGGAAUACUUUUGUUACAAAUUUGGCAAAAUUCAUACAAAUGAUAUCUAUGCCUGAAAUUUUUAUGUUUGUAGUUUUAAUAAUUUAUGAUGUGCAAUAUUAUAUUUAUUUUCGUUGAAA
Molecule: messenger RNA, 2793 nt
Organism: Sipha flava (yellow sugarcane aphid)
Lineage: Eukaryota; Metazoa; Arthropoda; Insecta; Hemiptera; Aphididae
Product: proton channel OtopLc-like
Exons: 8
Coding region: 522-2717 (731 amino acids)
Biological process (GO): proton transmembrane transport
Cellular component (GO): membrane
Molecular function (GO): proton channel activity
Source: RefSeq, a predicted model, not a curated record